Galleria mellonella (greater wax moth) is the source of this 1502-nucleotide messenger RNA. RefSeq lists its product as uncharacterized. Lineage: Eukaryota; Metazoa; Arthropoda; Insecta; Lepidoptera; Pyralidae. Gene Ontology annotation, molecular function: protein binding. The record is from RefSeq and is a predicted model, not a curated record.
AUGUCUAAAAGUUUUUAUAAUACAUCCAAUUUAAGCAAUUUUAACGUUAUUACUUAUAGCCGAUUUAAUUUAUCUGAGAAUGAAUCAGACAUACAUGUAUUUGUCGACGAAUAUAAAGAGCGUAUAAAAAAACAAUUACUUCGUGAAGAAGAGGCUGCUAAAACGCAAUUUGUAUCGUUCGCCGAGAAACGGUUCAGCGUUACUGAUAUAGAAUGGCUUCAAGACAAUGAAGAGCGAUUCUUUAAGGACACAGCAAAUGAAAAUUUGUUAAAAAUUGAUUAUUUAUCCGAUCUAGGAUUCAUUUGUUGUAUGAUUUAUUCUCCCGAUGGAGAAUAUCUUAUUGUUGGUCACUCUACUGGAUUAAUACAGAUGCGACAUGGCAGUACUGGGACAGUGUUGUGUACAUUACGUAAUAUACAAUUCCCGCCAAAACCAGUCUAUGCUUUAUCGUACAGUCGGCUAGAAGAAAAGGUUUGCUAUGCAGCUUGCAUGGAUGGAGCAAUAUAUAGAAUCGAAAUACCAAAUGUAUCUGCAUCGACAGACUUACCUCCAGAAUAUUGUAUUCGAGCAGACCCGGGUCUUGAGUGCCUUAAUAUGCAGUUCUAUGGAACACCAGGAAUAUCGUCACAUUCAAUUCCUUUUAUCACACAAAGAUCUCCGGCGCUUUCUUUGGGAUUAACUGCUGACCAAUCGAAGAUGGUCGUUGGAUAUGCUGACAGUUCAAUAAAAAUCUAUGAUAUGGAAACCCAAGAGGCCGCAGUGACUUACAAAGUACAUAAGUUGCGAUUACAGUUUAUACCCAAGAAAUUACAACGUAUCCAUUUUGGUCAAGUGUGUGCUUUACGAUGUCAUGACCAGAGACCUUUUAUAUUCGCUUCCGGAGGUUGGGAUAAAACUUUAAGGAUCUGGGACACUCGUUGUAAAGUUGGGUGCGUGAUGACUUUUGAAGGUGUCGAUAUCUGCAGUGAUAGUAUUGAUUUAAAUAGAGAUCACUGCAUCGCUGGUAGUUGGCAACCAACAGAAGCACUCACUGUAUGGGACUUGGUCGCUCGUAAGCGACUCAACAUCAUUAUACAAAAUCGUCGCCCUGAUGUUGACGGUGAAUACAUUUAUGCCUGUAGAUAUUGGAGAUCUUCACAGUAUAAUCGUAAAGGCAAGUAUUGUAUUAUUGGUGGAAGCGGCACAAAUACGAUUGAAGUUAUAAAUCUUCAUAACAGGUAUAUAGCUUGUUCAUAUCCAGCAGCUGGAACUAUCCUUGCGAUAACAAGUCACGAGAAUCGUAUAGCAUUCGGCGGAACUGCUCCAGUAUUCAACAUUGUAUCAUUCCACGACCCUAAACAUGAAAAGUAUGAUGCUUUCGAAAAUUCUGAUGCAGAUUAUAAUAAAGGCGUUGUAACAUUAUUCGAUGAAGAUAAUAAAUAUUAAUCAGGUGAAGUAGACGAUGAAUAUUUUUAAUCUACUUGAGCAAAACUAGGUCUUGGAAUUGAACUGAUUCUGCGAUA